Messenger RNA from Ruditapes philippinarum (Manila clam), 1736 nucleotides. RefSeq lists its product as uncharacterized. The transcript is spliced from 4 exons. Lineage: Eukaryota; Metazoa; Mollusca; Bivalvia; Venerida; Veneridae. Gene Ontology annotation, cellular component: plasma membrane. The record is from RefSeq and is a predicted model, not a curated record. The coding region runs from base 34 to 705 and encodes 223 amino acids.
UUGUCCUUCAUAAGUGUUUCGUAUCAUGUGCCUAUGUUAUCAUUAAGCGAAACUUUUUUGCAUUGUUUUCUUCCGCGUGUACACACUCAAACGGUUAAUAUUAAUGUUGAAAUCACUUGGACACUGUAUUUCAAAAGUUAUAGACAUUGUACUUAUAUAGACUGUUUGGAAAUGAACAAGUUUUUAGUUGCUGGUUUAGUGGUAUGUGUACUUGCUACUAUUGUAUGUAUACUCAGUACUUCCAUACCAUACUGGCUAUAUGGACAUUCCAAAUCAUAUGGGAUAGAAACGUCGGUAGCGUCUGGCCUCUGGCAGGUUUGUGUUAGAAGUAAAAUCCAGAGUUCAACAGAAACAUCGUGUUUCAAAAACAGUGAUUUGGCAUCAUGGAUGAAAGCGGUGCGAGCUAUGAUGAUUCUUGGUAUACUUUUUAUGGCAAUGAGCGCUGCUAUUGCGUGCUUAUAUCUUGUGAAAUUCUACACGAAUAAUCAUGUCUAUAUCUGCACGGUUUUCACGGCAGCUCUAGGAGGUGUGUUCGUGAUUGUCGGGUUCGUUGUUUAUGCCAGUGAAUUUAACAAGGAAAAUCAAACUGCAGUCCAUUUAAGUGGCGCAUUUUAUUUGGCUGUCUUAUCAGCUGUCCUGGCGUUCGUUGCGGCAAGCCUGUUUGUCAUUUCGAGAAGGUCCGCUGGAGGGUAUAACACAAUUUAGAGUCCGCAUACCGUAAAAUUUCAGUUGAAAUACUUGUAGAGAUGACGUCAUUUCAUUUUUGGUUUUAUUAAUGGUGACAACAUAUUACUUUCUAAUAUUUGCAUUUUAUUGGAUCUUUCACGAAAACAAAAUAAAUACCUAGUGUUUUAUGUGGCCCCUUAACCUUAUAUAAACUUUGAAGCUACUUUCCCACUCACAACAAGCCUAAAAACAUCAAACAGUUUCCAGUUUCACUUGACACAGAAAUAAACACCCAUAUUUAUCACACCCACUAUUUUAACAUGUAGCGAGGACAGCUUGAUGCAGGUAAAACUUCAAUAUAAAUGAGCCGCGUCACGACAAAACCAACAUAAUGCGUUUGCUUCCAGCAUGGAUCCAGACCAGCCUGCGCAUCCGCGCAGUCUGAUCAGGAUUCAUGCUGUUCGCUGUCAGUUUCUCUACUUGUUAUAGGGUUUGUAAGCGAACAGCAUGGAUCCUGAUCAGAUGGCUGGUCUGGACCCAUGCUGGUCGCAAACCCAUUAUGUUGAUUUUGUCGUGACGCAGCUCAAAUGUCAGUUUUAAACCGAAUUUCUAAGAUAUGUUCUUUUUUUGUCUGUUUUUAUAGACAUAAUUUUCUAUCAUAUAUUCUGCAGCAAUCGAUUGCUGAAUAAAAAACUUACCCAGCGCCAAAUUGUUCUACCCGUAACCAAACUUAUUUACUUGCAACAAGUUAACGGGUGUGAUUACAACUUUAGUCGUUGCAACGGUUUAAAAAUACAGCAGAAAUAUUUUACUUUGAUGUUUUUUUUCGUCGGACAAGAUCAUGUAUUUUUUCGUCGGACAAGAUCAUGUAUUAAUCCCCAAGCUACAUGUAAAUGUAAGAGCCUGUGGUGCAAUUUUACUAGUAUCUUUUGAUGUCAUUUUACAUGUAUUUCAAAAAUGCCCAAACUACAUUGUGUGGGAUAGUAGCUUCAAUCAUCAAUGUUGCGUUUGUAACGAUAAAACUAUUUUGUAAUUAUAUAUAUUAUGAUGAAUAAAGUUUUGAGAGGAAA